Messenger RNA from Gigantopelta aegis, 1669 nucleotides. RefSeq names its product chymotrypsinogen B-like. The record is from RefSeq and is a predicted model, not a curated record. Gene Ontology annotation, molecular function: serine-type endopeptidase activity. Bases 113 to 1024 code for a protein of 303 amino acids. The transcript is spliced from 6 exons. Gene Ontology annotation, biological process: proteolysis. Lineage: Eukaryota; Metazoa; Mollusca; Gastropoda; Neomphalida; Peltospiridae.
CAAACGUGCACGUGCGCCGUGCCGAGACUGCACGUACAUCAGCUUUGUUCGGAAGGAAUCGGACUGCCGAAGAUACAGUGUGUGCGUGAACGGAAGGCCGUUCUUCUCCACGAUGAAGUGCCAACAGAACAUGCACUGGUCCAAUAAACGACGCACGUGCGUAGUGGCCGGAAGUCGGGAUGAUGAUUGUAAAGUAAAAUCAUUUCUGAAGAAAACAUAUUGGAAAAUUAAUAAUAAACCAGCACGAAAAACCUGUGGUGCGAAGAUUUCGCCAAAUAUUGUUGGCGGGUUUCAGACUCGACCUGGCGAAUGGCCAUGGAUGGUGUCGCUUCAACUCAAGGACAGAUACUCCCCCCAGUACAUCCAUUUCUGUGGGGGAGUCGUCAUCGACGAGAAGUGGAUUCUCACCGCAUCCCACUGCGUUGUUAGUAAACAACGUGUGAAGGGUAUGAUCUCGGUAGUAUUCGGAGCUCACCAGCUUUCCAAACCCCACAAGACACAGCACAGACGAGGAGUGGAGCAUAUCUUUCUCCAUCCAAAGUAUAGAGACCGUGGUAGUUUCCCAAACGACAUUGCCUUGUUGAAACUGGCCGAUCCUGUCGACUUUAAUGACGGAAUAAUUCGUGACAUAUGUUUACCGGAACCUGGCGAAGACAUACGGGACGAAGGCUACCGAUCAUCAGAACUCGGUUGCUGGUUGGCUGGCUGGGGUGUGACGCAGAGAUCUGGGAAUGGCGAUAUUUUGCAGGAACUGAAGACGAAUCUCGUUAACUUCACGUUCUGUAGGAAGCAGUGGGGAGACUUCGUGACGAAGAACCACAUAUGUGUGGGGAUGGGGGACAAAGGCGCCUGUAGGGGCGAUUCUGGAGGACCAUUGAUGUGCUCCAAGGGAGGGCGGUUCUACAUUGCUGGAAUCGUCUCGUGGGGCGAGGAAACGUGCAUGGAAUAUGGGUAUCCCAACAUCUUCACCAAGGUUCAGAUAUAUUCACGCUGGAUACAGGAUACGAUGAAAUCUAACCCAUGAUUCCCUGUAUUCCUGAUCCUUUUUGUUUUUAGCCUUGGCGAUUGGCGCUUCGCCUUCCUGCAAGCCAUGGUUGCCAGGCACAACAGCAUACGGGUUUUGCGUUGUCAUGCUCACACGUUUGGAGGCCAGGAGGCCAGAGUUGAUGAUCGCUUUUGAAAGACCAGUAUGAUGAUAAUCGGAAAGAGGAAUCUUCGGGUGAUGUACAGACAGAGAUCUCUCUGGUGAUUACAACCAGGGAAUCCUCUCAUUCACGGUAUAGACCAGGCUAGGGAUUGUUCAAGCCAUCUUAGCGCUACGAAAUUGUAAAAACAUCGUAGGUUGUUACGUCACUAUAGCACACACCACAGGACGUCAUAGCUUACGAUAGUUUUACGAUUCCGUAGUGCUAAGAUAGUUUCGAAAAUAUGGGCCCUGGACUUAAGACACAGGAAAUUGGUUACUUGCAAGUUUGCGUGUACCAAACGUGUUUGGGAAAGUCGACGAGUUCUAAACUCUGCAACAAGGUCGAAUGGUAGACGUUUUGUGUACAUAAUUAUUUCAAACAAAUUCAUUUGUUAUACGACAUAAUGAUCAUUGCAGUUACGGCAUAAUAUUUUUCUCAUAUUGUAAUAUUUUGAUUAUAUGUUUUGGUUUUUAUUCAACAGA